UCCGGAUGUGAUGAAAAAUGUUUCAGCUGUAACUUUCAGCAGAUCAGGCACGCGUGGGACGCUCGCGCCCAAGUUCAUUAUUCCCAGACUGACAGGGCAUUCCCAACAGUUGUUAGGAAGAGUUUGAAAAGUCACACGGCUUUGAAGGAAGACAAUAAAGGAAAGUUUUUCCCAACGGGACGUCGUUUUGCUUCGAGAAAGGAUGCGAAGAACGUCUUUGGGAGUUGAAAUGUUUGAAAGUUGCAACUCGUGAUCGUGAAGGGGAGCGGGAUUUUUUUUGGUGUGUUUGGUAUCUACACAAAAGUCUGGCUCAUGUCCUCGGACACCAUAUUACCUCCGGAGGGGCCUGAAGGGCCAAAAAAGCUCCAGUUUGGAACAAAUCCCCUUCUGACACACUCACCAGAUAAAUGCCCAGACACUACGGAAACAUCACAAUCUCCACUACCCAGAGAUCAAACUUCAUAUGAGCAGGGACACAUGACCGAGGAGAACAACACCCAUGAGGACCUUGUUAGAACCCAACCUCAGCCUCUGCCCCAGCCAACAGCAUCCCUGCAGCAUCCCAGCGAUGGAGAGGCUGCCAGGCAGCAGAACGGUCUACACACAGCGCUAAGCAAUGGACACGGCACGCCCCGAGGGGUCACAGCCCCCCCCGCUUCAGAGCCCAGAAAACACCCGUCGCCCGUCUCGCACCGCGUGCAGAGAAAGCUUCGCUCGAGCCUAUCGGUUAACAGCAACAGCAGCAGAAAGAGCCAAGGCAGCUCGAUGGGUUCGCACAAACCCGGCUCCACUCCAGAGGACUGCUGUGUCCACUGCAUCCUGGCCUGCCUUUUUUGCGAGUUUCUCACUCUGUGCAAUAUGGUGGUGACUCAGGCCUCGUGCGGCACCUGCACAUCAGAAGCCUGCUGUUGCUGCUGCUGCGCAGACGACCUUGGAGAUGACUGCAACUGCCCAUGUGACAUGGACUGUGGCAUCAUGGACGCGUGCUGCGAGUCUUCCGACUGCCUAGAGAUUUGCAUGGAAUGCUGCGGAAUCUGUUUCCCUACAUAAGAGCCCUGAUAGAAGGGAACUGACAGCCAGGACAGAUGCAUGUCUGUAAGUGUCAAAGAAAAUAUGAGCUACAGCGUGUGUUGUAAACACACUUGUGAACAAUCUGUUCCUGAGCUCAAAAUGACCUUGUAAAGGUCAAAAACUAUACGAAAGGACCAAAAGAUUUUGCUUAUUUUACAUAUCCUUGUAUAAAACUACAUUUAAUGUUUAAUGGACAGGUUAAACCAACAUUUAAUUGUCAACAUUUAGGCCAUGUUCACACUUCUUUUUUUUGAAGCUGCUAGCGUCUGUUCUACAUUAUAAUCCUUUGGUAAGGAUCUUGUACUGAGUGCUUUAAACGCCAGCAACUGUGUCUUUUUCUGCAGUUUAGUAUCUUUUGAGAUUGAAAAAAGUUCAAGUUUCUGAAAAAAAAUGCCCUACGUCAAGCACCUUUUUCACAACUAACCAAUGACGGACACCUGUCAUUUCCAUAACAAAAUGCGAGGAAACGUGAUUGGUUGAGAAGCCUCAAGCUCGAAAAAAUGAAAUGACAGGCGAAACGCCCGUUGGAGCAUAGUUUUGUAUAAAUGUACAUUUUAUUUUCACUUGCGUUCCUAGCGAGAAAUUUGUAUUGUAGUUUUUAAAUAUGUGAUUGGUUAUAGCAAAGACGCUCUCGGUUUAUAAUUCAAAUAGACUGCCGUUACACUGCCUAUAAAGCCUGUCUCUCUAAGCUGCAUUCGUGCACAAAUGCUAUCCUUAAACAUUGCCGGCUGCUAUUUGUAACCUCAACGCUGCGAGCUGUGUUUUUUUACUAAAAAAGAGCCAUUGUCCGCUGUUUCCUGUCUAAAAAGAAGUCAAGUGUGAACAUGGCCUUACUCACCCUUUGUUGCUCUACUCAGUAUUUUUUUCUUAUUCAUAAAACCCAAAAGAAGAUCAUAGAGCAGUGAAGUGAAUUGUAGUUUUUAAUGCCAACUCAAAAAAUCACCAUAAAAGUAGUAAAUGUGAUGUGUUUUCUAAAGAAAAGAAAUAUAAAAAUGUGUUUGUUACUGGUUGACAAAAUUUCCUUUUUCUUGACUUUGCAGCACGAGGGUGAGCACAAUAAUGACAAUUAUGAAUUUUUGGGUGAACUUUUCAUUUUUAUCAUAUAUUCAGCGCUUUAUACUAAAUGCUUUACUGUAGCAGACGUGUCUUUUUGUGAAACUGUCCUAUUAACCAUUUUUAUUGACUUUUCAUCUCUUUGCUGACGAUUUUAAUUUCAUUUUUGUGUUGAAAAUAUUUCACACUUUAUCAUCUUAAAAACUCUCAGAUGUUGAAAUUAAAAGCGUACAGACGUCAUGACUAGAGUCCGCUUUGCACACCACUGUAAUUUGGGUGGAAAUAGCGCGUUCACACUGUCAGAGGUCAAGUCUUUGUGGGUGUUAAAUGGGAUUUUCUGUUUUUGAAAAAAAUGAGGCCUGUUUAAAUGACAGCCGGUUUUAAGUUUUAUUAAAGCAGCGUCUACUGUACCUCACCUCAUUAAAACUCCCUAAAAUUUGUAGAAAACAUUGUCAAAAGAUAUUAGCAUUUAGCUUUGUGGAAAGUAUUGGCGGUUUAAUGUUACUCUAAUUAACUGGACGUACAAAUCUUUUAGAAUGCAAAUGCAGAAAACAAUUUGCGCUCUUAGCGAGAUGUCAACGUACAAAUGGAGACGUGUGUGUGUCUCUUCAUGGGGCUAGUUCCCAGAAUUCCCAUAGCAGUUGUGUUGCCACCUAAACGUAAGUUUUUAUUUAGCUUUUUUAUAACUUAAAAUACACUAGCAAACCAGCUUCGUGUCAUUUUAAAUGUAGUCUAGGUUACCUUGCCCGUGGCCUUUUUGUGAAUUGUACAAAGUUAGCAUUUAACCGCAUUAUGUACUGUAAUGUUAACACAGUCAGUUUUUGUUCAUAGCGUGUAGCGCUUUUGGUACGUCACAUGUGAUUUGUCUGACUCAUCUCGUCAAAAGAGCUUGUUACAAACUUGCCAGACUGCAUCUCAGAACAUUGUGAUUCAACAGUGACCCGUAACAUUACACUUAAACAGGUUACAACAAACUAAUUGACCUCUAGACAUCUUACCUCUUCAUAAUCCAACCAGUUCUUGUCAGUCUUCUGAUAAGACCCUCAUUUUGACCUGAAGGCUGGUCAUUUUACACUGAAAAUCCAAAUAUGCAAAAGUAUUUUUGACUUCAUAUGUUUAAUCAAGUUUUUUGUUACUGUAAAGGCUUUUAAAUAACCAAAAUAGUUUUUUUUCCUUCAUUUUAAUAGUCAGCAAAAAUCAAAACAAAACUUAAGACAUUCUCAUUUAUUAGCCUUUAAUGUCUUGAUUUAUGGAAAAGAGCUUGAAAACAUGAACAAACAAAAUGCAUUGAUGUGAAAUCACGUCUCUCCUCCUCAGAGAAAGAAUCCUACAGUUUAAUUAAAACAAAAAUUACACGCGUAAUAAACUCUCAAAUCAGGAUUAGACGAAAUGUGUUUAGCAGGAACUAAUUGCAAUUACAGACAACCAGACAGAACGCUAAUAGUCUAAAGUAGUUCAAAAUAGCCUGUUUAAAAGAAAAAGGGGAGGGAGAGAAAGAAGACAACACAUUUUCUGAAUCUAAAAGUUCAGGUGGCGUAAUUAUGAAAGAUUUUCAACAGAAUGUGAAUAGAGCUUCGCGUAUUUAUCUGUCUUGUAAAUGCAUUUUGUAUUCAUUCCAACAUUUUGUGUUUCUUCUCUGUACGCACUAGACGUUUUAAUGUCUUCAGUAUGUACGUUGUAUGUUAAUGGACCAUCAACAUUACAAUUCUUUUUAUAAAUAAAAUGUUCAACUGAAGACAAAGACAUCUGCACCUGCUUGUGAUGCUGAAUCGUGUGAUUAUUCAAUGAAAAUCAGCUACACGAUUUUCUCAGGAAGCCGCCCGUGGUCUGCAUGUUUAUCAGGUGCAUGUCAUGCAUCAGUGCAGCUGGGCUGUUUCCCGUCGCAUUCAGGCAUGCUGUAAUUGACUUACCUGUAUGAGGUUCAGGAUGGAUAAUAAUGUGUAUCGUUAGCAUCGCAGCCGCCCUAGCAAAUUGUGCUGUCUCUCAAGAGAGAUUUUAAAGGUGUGCGAUAGUUUCAGGAUUGUAGGACAAGCUGAAUUAAAGAUUAGAAGAGUUGCUGGUAAAUUGGCUGAGGUGUAUCUACAACCAUUAACAACUGGAGUUAAAAAUCUACACUAGUUGACUAAUGAAACAGAGUGCUUACUUAGACUUUAUAUUGGACCUCAUUUCUAGAUAACAAAAUGGGCUAUUUAACAUCGUAGUCCUAUGUAGGGAGCACGCGGUUACAUCUGGUAUGGUGUAAGUCAAGAGGAACUACAGCCUUUCCAACUGGGUGGUGGCUUUCUCUGACCUCUGACAAACCUUUCCCCCCGUUGACCUCUCAAUUAACCUCAACACAGGCCCACCUGUGCGGCCCUCUGUUCAAGACCCCACUGCCCCCUCCCCUCUUUCACUUCCUGCUGUCAUUUUCUGCCCGGUUAAAGUGCCUGCCAGGAAAUUACCAUCUUAUUUCACUAAUGGCAUUGCUGAAAAUAUUGGAAGUCGUUUCUAAUCACAUGGGAGAGUUUUUUCUAUAUAUACUCCUUUUUUCUUCUUGUUCAGAAGUCCAGGUAAGUGUGCAGUGACCUUUACACAAAGUCACCCACCUCUUCUCCUUUUAAUCAAACCCCCUCUGUUCCUCUCUGUGCCACGGCUUGUAAUGUCACAAUUACGGCGGCUCCAUUGUUUCUGUUUUGCAGGCUGGAGGGAUGUAGCGCUUCCUGGUCCUCGGGUCAUUUCUCUUACAAUAUUAAAUAAGUCAUUAGAGGCCCGCCACCACCCCCACCCUUGAAGGUGCUCUCUUUGCGGAAAAUUGCCACCGGACCGAUAUCCAACCUUUUUAGGCGCUCUGAAUUUGCAUAUUCUGAAGUUCCAGUUGCUCAGUGCUUGCAUCAUAAAAGGCCAUGUAAAUAAUGUGUUUGAUUUGUGUGGAGUUGAUGGGGCUUAGUAGUGUUUAACUGAUCUAAUGAUUUUCAAUACUCAUAGAUGAUUAUUACCGGAGGUGUUAUGUGAUGGCCCUCAGCUAGCCUAGUGUUUUGGCUGUUAAUUAUGACAGAGAAAUGGCAGCGAACACACUUGCACACUUUCAAGUUAACUUUUAAAGUGGCAUGGGAAUUGGGAAAAUUUACGGACAUGUGUACUUCAUACCUCGCGUGACGGUGAACUUUGCUUUUAUUAUAAUUUGUUAGUAUGUCUAUGCCAUUAUUUGGAUGCAUUUUACAUUUAAAUUGAAAUCUUUUUUUUUCUUUUAAAAUUAAAAUGUUAAAUUUGUGAUCAACUGUUAUGACCUGAAUUUCUAUCAAAAAUAAUAGAGGGUUUGUUCAGAUUACGCUAGUGUUAUAUUUCAGUUACUUUUAAAGAUGCUUUGGUUUUAGUUCUGAAUAUUGUAAUGAAGAGUUAGGCCUUUAAAAUGUAAAUAUAACCUGGGCCCAUAUGAUAUUUCUUAGGUUUGCAAGCUGUGUUUGAAGUGUUCAUCCUUUUUCCUCAAAUUGAGCACUUCUGUUUUUAUAGUUUCAGAGCCAUAUGCAUAAUGUACCAUCCUGCCCCAUUAAACAUCAGAGUCAAUGA
This is a messenger RNA of Triplophysa dalaica, 5670 nucleotides long. RefSeq names its product MyoD family inhibitor domain containing (gene mdfic). NCBI's taxonomy places the organism in Eukaryota, Metazoa, Chordata, Actinopteri, Cypriniformes, Nemacheilidae. The transcript is spliced from 5 exons. Bases 313 to 1050 code for a protein of 245 amino acids. The record is from RefSeq and is a predicted model, not a curated record.